CUAAACCCACAACAGUAAAAUCAGUCUGUAUAUGCAAUAAAGCAUGCUUGUUAUACUCACUGUAGAACCUAAGGGGGUUAAUCCUCUGCAUUGUGUAAAAAGAAUGUUUGAUUCUGUCUUCUCUGAUUCUUCCCUUCUUCCACAGUCCCCAGUCCAUCUGCUGAUAGAACAGAGCCUUGGGGGCAAGCUGAACAUGCUCAGUUUGGAAAGUAUUGCUAGAGAGUUUUUUUCUUUCCUGGGAGAGUGCAUGUGAUCAGCACAGGGCCAAUCAGUACUGUCUAGACAGAGGUCAGGGGUCAUGCUGCC
This is a messenger RNA of Staurois parvus, 306 nucleotides long. The record is from the annotation of a GenBank genome assembly. Lineage: Eukaryota; Metazoa; Chordata; Amphibia; Anura; Ranidae.